AUGUCGCUCCGUCGAGAGGCCUAUCGUGAGUAUCUCGCCACGCCACUCAGCCCAUCUGCGACGGCGCACAUUGUGGGGAAUGCGUCGCGGGAGCUCAAAGAAGUGCCUUUAAAAUGGUAUAACAUCUUUCGAACACUUGGCAAAGGAGGUUUUGGGUACGAGGCAGGGAAACGCAUUGUGGUGAAGGAACUUUCGAUACAACCGACUGUAGAUGACCCUAGCAAAAUAGAGGCAAGGUUGGUUUGUGAGAUCGAGGUUACUGCAGGUGCGCGCCAGCGUCGUUCAACAGCUGGCAUGCUAAUAAGCGCAGAUAUGUGCGAUGGGAUGGGUAUGUUGCACCAAGGGUGUAUGGCGUUUUUGAUGGAUGAGUACGACACCCCUCUCCGUUAUCAGGAAUGUUCGAGUAGAUUUAAUUUGAAUUCGCGCCACAGGGGAUCAGCAAUCGCGCUCCUCGUGAUGAACAUCCAUGAGGGAGGCGAGAACAGCAUCGGGGUAUCACAGACGCUGAACAUCUUAUACCACGCUGCGGCCCCGCUGGGAACGAGGUUACGGAUAAUUAACCGGUCGGUGACAGCCGGGGGGGAAAUGGACUGUUGUCGCAGCGAGAUUUGGGAUUUGGAUAAGCAUAGGUUGAUCGUGUCUGUAACUCAGAUACAGAUGGCUCCGUCAGGGUUAUUUCCGAGUUUUGAAGGGGCUUGA
Molecule: messenger RNA, 699 nt
Organism: Laccaria bicolor S238N-H82
Lineage: Eukaryota; Fungi; Basidiomycota; Agaricomycetes; Agaricales; Hydnangiaceae
Exons: 3
Coding region: 1-699 (232 amino acids)
Source: RefSeq, a predicted model, not a curated record